Temnothorax curvispinosus is the source of this 1830-nucleotide messenger RNA. RefSeq lists its product as uncharacterized. The record is from RefSeq and is a predicted model, not a curated record. The transcript is spliced from 7 exons. The coding region runs from base 1 to 1554 and encodes 517 amino acids. Lineage: Eukaryota; Metazoa; Arthropoda; Insecta; Hymenoptera; Formicidae.
AUGAUCAAAGGUGGUGCCCAACCUUUAGCGCAAUUCAUAAAAAGAAUAACAGAACGAUCAAUCCAUCUUAUACCUUCAGACAACUCGAAAACUGGUUACAAUUACUUAAACAAAAGGAAGAAUCGAUUAGAUGACCAUCAAUUACCGCCGGGAUAUACCAAUUUCCAUCAGGAAAUCCAAUUUCAAGACUUUUUGCUAACUGACAAAAGUCCUAACAAUUGUUGCUAUCUAUCGAAUAACAGCGUUGUUCUCGUAGAACAUAUAUGCUGCUACAAGGAAAUUCCUGUUAUUGUUGGUCGCCAAUUUAUCAACACUCAUCCUAUUGCUGAUUAUCCGUGCGAUUCUCGCAAUUUAGGCAUUUUCGAUGGACGUGAGCUUUCUGAACUUCAAACAUGGAACAUAGACGAAAUUGAUCGAAAAGGCUUUGUUGUUCCGUACGACGCUGAUUCUGUAUUUAAAACAUAUAUCAUGAGACAUCCCGAUUCUUUACAUCAGAGGAAUUGGCGAAAGCGUCCACGCUUUCUUUUCAGAUUUUCCCGACAACCUAUAUUUCACAUCACAGAUCUACAUAUUUUAUUGGUCAAUUCACAGGAUAUGGCAGCUAUUCAGAAACACCACAAUAAGCAGAAAAGAUCAAUGCCAUCGCAAGCAUCAAAAGGAAUGUCUCAAGCAAAGAUAAUCAAGAUCCGAAACAUGUAUCUCCCGCCCAACAAAUUCAAAGCAGGAACAGAUACGGCUAACAUCUUGAACAAUUCCGGCGUUCAAAUAAUCGAAAACAGUUCUGUAGCACCGGUGCAAAACGCGAACAAAAAGUACGUGUCGCAAUUGCAGAAACGCAGUGCGCAAAAAAUUUCCACUUCUUCACCCUUACACCAAGACCAGACUAUCUUAGAAUAUCUGCAGGACAAUGCGAAAACUGCAGAAGAGCAAGAUGAUGAAUAUACGUAUGCAGAAUUUUUGGAAGACAGCAGCAAUGAUGAAGUAGUUGGAAAUGAUGAAGUACGUGAAACUGAUGAAGUAGUUGAAAAUGAUGAAGUACGUGAAAAUGAUGAAGUAGUUGAAAAUGAUGAAAAAAAUAAUAAUCAAGGUGACGAUGCAUUAGACAACGACGAAGUAAUUGUCAAUCGAGAAGACAGACCAGAAAUACAUCCACACGAUGCUGCAGUAUGCUGCAAUAUCGUUAUGGAAGAUCUGGAGAAAAGGGUUUUGGAUGCAUUGAACACCCUGAUUUGCACACACUGUAGAUGCGGCUCACACUGGCGGAGAACAUGCUGGAUCGCGCUGAUACGGAUCGUGCUCGAACAGCGGCUGCAAUUAACACAGCAGCAGCAGCCGUUCACUCUACCGCCUGUGCCCUCGCCUGUCCCUGUGGAUAAUUGGUCGGAACCGUCAGAGCCAUCGUCGAUUCACCAUCCGCCUCAGAGCACGCCGACGCAUUCGCCUCUGACCUCUGAGGGGCAAGCAGAACUCAGAAGUCUCAGAACAUGUUUGACGACGGUGCAUCACAGUACCAUAUGUGAAGGGUGUAGGCGAAGAUAUCCGACGCAUUUUUAAUACAGUCCAUCUUGAUACAGUAUAUAAUAUUCCUAAGAAACUCGAGGGUAUCAUAAAGAGUGGAAAGGACAAGCUUGUCAGGGAGAACGAGACCGAAUUGGUGUAUGAGAUAGAAUGUGGUGAUUGCGAUGCAGUUAGUAUAUAGGUCAGACUAAGCGUCAUCUAUCAACACGGGUCAAUGAACAUAAAAAGGACAUCAUAAAGCACCCCAGCAAUCACUCUGUCGUGAGCAAACAUCGAAUGCAGUUUGGUCACAAUUUUAAAUGGGAGAAAACU